Molecule: messenger RNA, 2627 nt
Organism: Helicoverpa zea (corn earworm)
Lineage: Eukaryota; Metazoa; Arthropoda; Insecta; Lepidoptera; Noctuidae
Exons: 1
Coding region: 259-1008 (249 amino acids)
Molecular function (GO): oxidoreductase activity
Source: RefSeq, a predicted model, not a curated record
AACCUUAUAUUAAUCAAAAGGACAAUUUAACAUGAUCAUAUUAUACUACUAUUAUUAAUGUUUUGCUGGUUCCGGAAAUCUGGUUCGAUCCGACCUUCGCCUGCUAAAUGUCACGUAACUUUCAUUAUCUUCUUUGUCAGCGUUUUUGUUUUAUUUUUAUCAUAGACUACUUCAUAGAUUAGAUAGAAAAUGUUAAAUAUAAGUCCAAAGACGAAAAAAAUUUAGUAACUACUCAACUUGACCCGGUGGAUACUGACGAUGAGUUUUCAAAAUAAAGUGGUUAUUGUGACUGGCAGCAGCUCUGGUAUUGGAGCUGCCAUCGCCAUCAAAUUCGCAGAAGAAGGCGCUAAGGUCGUUAUAGUGGGAAGAAACCAGGAGAAACUGAACAACGUCGCUAAGAAAUGUGGCAAACCAUUAAUGCUCGUCGCUGACGUCACUAAAGAAGAAGACGCUAAAAGAAUUGUAGAUGAAACUGUGAAAGUAUUUGGCAAACUGGAUGUUUUGGUAAACAAUGCUGGCAUUGGUAGAACUAGCACCAUUACAGCUGAUAAUGCCAUGGAAAUCUUUGAUAAAGUAAUGAGUACAAACCUUCGUGCACCAGUUUAUUUAACUCAUGUCGCUGCUCCACACCUUGUAAAAACAAAAGGUAAUAUUGUGAACAUAUCGAGUGUGGCUGCGUUGAGAAUUAUUAUGCCAGAGGUCUUUGCAUACUCCGCGUCGAAGGCUGCCUUAGAUCAUUUCAGUAGAGCUGUAGCACUUGAACUUGCAUCGAGCGGUGUUCGUGUGAAUACUGUUAAUCCUGGACCCGUGAAAACUGAAAUUAUUGAAAAUAUGGGUGCAUCACAGGAAGAACAAGCAGCUAGAUUCAAACACAUGGAAGACAGGACGGCACUGAAAAGAAUAUCUGAUUCUGAAGAAAUAGCUGAUCUUGUUUUGUUCGUGGCUAGCGAUAAGGCUAAGGCAAUUACUGGUUCGUCAUAUGUUAGUGAUAAUGGGAUGUUAUUGUAAGCUACGGGUUUAAUGACAAUUAAUUUUUCAAGAAUUUUGUGUAUUGCUAUUCUUUAUAAUUACGGUUUGAUAGCAAAUUAUAGCUUACUAUAGGUCAAAACUGAAAAAAGUCGUGGUGGCUUACUGGGUAAAGAACCAACCUCUCAAGAUGACCUCCAAGAGGACGUGGGUUUGCUUCCAGGUCAGGCAAGUACCGAUGCAACUUUUCUAAGUUUGUAUGUACUUUCUAAGUAUACUUAUUUAUUUAUUUAUACUUUAUGUACAAAAUAGGUACAUUGGCGGACUUAAUGCCUCAAGGCAUUCUCUACCAGUUAACCAUCGGGUUAAAGGGAGAAAAUAAAUAGGUAGUACAAUAAAAAAAAGAGAAAGUCAUGAAUCGAUAUGAAUAAAAACAUGAUACAAUACAUAAAUACUCAAUACAUAAUAAUAUAUAUAUAUAUAUAUUAUACAUACAACAUAAAAAUAAAAUAUAAAAUCAAUAAGAGUGACGACGACUCAAUUAGGUAAAGAGUUUAAAUAAUGAUGGUGAACUUUACGCUGAAAGGAAUACUUACUGGGUGCCUUUUUUAUGUCAAGGGGAAGAGCGUUCCAGAGUUUAAUUGCUGAUACAGCAAAAGAAUUAGCCAUAAAUCCGGUGCGGUGACAUGGAAUUUCGAGCAACAAAUUCUCAGAGGAACGCAGGUUACGGCUAUGAGAACUGCCCAAUAACUUAAAAUAAUUUUGAAGAUAAUCAGGAGCACAGGGAUCGUUAAGAAUAGAGAAGAUCAUACAGAGAGAUCUAAGGGAUCUUCUAUAACGAAUAGGCAGCCAUUUAAGCUGAGAACGAAAAGAGGAAACGUGAUCAUAUUUACGAAGGCCGAAAAUAAAGCGUAUGCAGUUACUGAGAAGACGAUCCAUUUUGUUGAGAAGUUCUUGAGAUACUCGGAUAGUAACAAAUCUUGAGACAUCCGAGCAUAUCUUGGACACCAAUGACUGUGUUUCGGAUGGCACGUUAAACUGUAGGUCCCGGCUGUCAUUGAACAUCCUUGGCAGCCGUUACGUGUAGUCAGAAGACAAUAAGUCUGACACCAGUCUAAGCAAAGGGUAUUGGGUUGCCCGGGUAACUCGGUUGAGGAGGUCAGAUAGGGCAGUCGCUCCUUGUACAACAUUGGUACUCAACUGCCUCCGGUUAGACUGGAAGCCGACCCCAACAUAGUUGAGAAAAAAGGCUCUGAAGAUGAUUGAUCAAAACUGAUAGUUACUAUCGGUAACGGUAUUCUGUUUAUCUUAGUAAAUUACAUAGAUAACUUAGAAAUGUUUAAUGAUGUUAGUACCUUGAAAAUAAUUAUUCGAUUUGAAGAACCUCUUGAACAAAAGUACCUACUAUUUACCGUGACUAUAAUAUACCUACUAUUAUUAAUAGCCAUUAAAACAUGAUUAUAAAGAAUAGCAACGCGGAAAAUAUUGAUAAUUUUCCAAGCGUAAACACUCGACAAUUGGAAAUUGUAGCAUCUGCUGUGAAGCAUAAAUUUUAUGAUAUUAGUCGUGUGACUCAUUUUGUAACCCAAAUUGAGAAUUUAUAUUUGUAUGACGAAAUGGAAACUAAUAAAUACUUACUAAACUGGCAGAUUGAACCUGUU